Messenger RNA from Mangifera indica (mango), 866 nucleotides. Its product is annotated as calcium load-activated calcium channel-like. Gene Ontology annotation, cellular component: endoplasmic reticulum membrane; cytoplasm. Gene Ontology annotation, biological process: endoplasmic reticulum calcium ion homeostasis. NCBI's taxonomy places the organism in Eukaryota, Viridiplantae, Streptophyta, Magnoliopsida, Sapindales, Anacardiaceae. Gene Ontology annotation, molecular function: calcium channel activity. The transcript has a single exon. The record is from RefSeq and is a predicted model, not a curated record. Bases 111 to 698 code for a protein of 195 amino acids.
GCCUUUUAAUUGACUAGGAAUCUUCUUUAUCAUUUUCGCUCUCGGUCUCAAUCCUGAUUACUCUGAUUUCAUCAAAUCAACCUUCCACUCCCCCCAACCCCACCAACGCCAUGUCCGCCGCCGCCUCCAUCUUCUCCUCCCUCAAAUACUCCGACAGCCUCACCGUCGUCGGCAUCUCCUUCUGUACCGCUAUCGUCUGCGAAUGCAUCUCCUGGCUCCUCAUCUACCGCACCAACUCUUACAAAUCCCUCAAAUCCUCCAUCGAUAAAGCCUCCAAGAAACUCGAAACCAUGAAAACCGAUAACUCCACAAAGAUCUCCCUCAAAAAAUCCAAAACCAAGAAGAUCGACCGCGUCGAGACCAGCCUGAAGGAGUCGAGCCGAGACCUCUCAUUGUUCAAGUUCAAAUCCGGCGCGGUUGUGGCCCUCGUUUUGUUCGUCGUCUUCGGGCUCUUGAAUUCCCUCUUCGAAGGCAAAGUGGUGGCGAAGUUACCCUUUAAACCCUUCGGAAUCGUCAUGAAGAUGAGCCACCGAGGGCUGGUGGGUGACGACGCGACGGAUUGUUCGAUGGCGUUUUUGUAUUUCUUGUGUUCAAUUAGUAUUCGCACGAAUUUGCAGAAGUUUCUUGGAUUUUCUCCGCCACGUGGGGCGGCUGCCGGCGGCGGAUUGUUCCCAAUGCCCGACCCCAAGACUAACUGAAAACCGGUUUGAUCUUGUUCUGGAGAUUGAGAUUAAUUGACCAUGUGGGUAUUGUUAUAAUAAGGUAAAAUUUUUUAUAGGGUUGAGAUUGAACAAUACAGGUGGUUUUUUAGUUGUAUGAUUUUGUUUUUAAUCUGUCAAAUGAUUUAAUGAAUUGGGAUUUUGAGA